Messenger RNA from Paramecium tetraurelia, 561 nucleotides. RefSeq lists its product as uncharacterized. Lineage: Eukaryota; Ciliophora; Oligohymenophorea; Peniculida; Parameciidae. The record is from RefSeq and is a predicted model, not a curated record. The transcript has 2 exons.
AUGCAAUUUGCUUAAUCAGACAAGAAUUCUAAAUCGGAGUGUCCCUAGAGCUUAAAAGAUGCCAACUUCAGAAAGAGAAAACCUAUUGAUUCAGAUACGAAAACCAAUUUGAUCCUUAGCGUAGUAAAAGAUCAUUUGCCCAUAUAUUAAGCAGCUAUCAUUCAUAAGGUUAAAUAUUCAUCCGCUAAACACAUAUUGAGAAAUUACUACAGUGAUACUGCCAAUUACUUCUCACUUCAGAAAAAGAGAAGAAGAAAGAUAAUCUGUUGUGGGGUCUCAGCCUUAAUUGAAAUUAGCAGUGGAAAUAUAGUUUUAGCCACUUCCUAGUGUUAAAUGACUCCCUAUAUCAAAAAUGGGGUCAAUGCCCAGAUCAAAUAAAAAGUAAUUGAUAAUCUGAGUGUCUCAAUCCACAAAUAAAUAUGUAACUUUAAUUUCAAGAGAUUGAAUAAGAACUUCAGAAUCGACCCAAUAAAACAGAUGAAUAAAAUAGAAAAAAUUGAAAACAAAGUUAAUUUUCUCAUGUAAACACUUGAAAAAUAACAUAUUGAAAUGACACAAUGA